Messenger RNA from Trematosphaeria pertusa, 1089 nucleotides. RefSeq lists its product as uncharacterized. The transcript is spliced from 3 exons. Lineage: Eukaryota; Fungi; Ascomycota; Dothideomycetes; Pleosporales; Trematosphaeriaceae. Bases 1 to 1089 code for a protein of 362 amino acids. The record is from RefSeq and is a predicted model, not a curated record.
AUGGAUCGUCGAGACGCCCACGCUCAGGCACGCUUGGACGAAGCCGACGCUCAGCGACGUGAAGCGAUUGCUGUCGCUCACCAGCAGCAGCGCCUGACGCAGCACCAGCAUCAAGCACAGGGCAUUCAGCAUCCUCAAGUCCUGGGCCAGCCCUUCAACUACAGCAAUGAGCAGCUGUCAAUUCAAUCCGCCUACGGAACACCGCUCGCAGAAGCCAACUACGCCGCUGUUCCGGCUGCCCAGUACCUGUCGCCAUUCCAGGGACACGUCCAGCAACCGAGCCAGGGCCAGCAGUACUUCCCAGGCACCGCGGCGCAGUUCAACCCAGGACUGUACCCUCACCAAGCCGCCGCUAGCUGCUCCUGCGGCUGCGGUGCUGUAGCUGCUCCGACCAUCAACCCGCACCAGCUCCACCCCGGCGCAGGUUCCUUCAAUGCUGCUCUCCUCCAGCAGCCCUACCAGCUCAGCGCCUUCUCCGUUCCGACAACCGCGCCCGGAGUUCCAGCCGUAGCACCUGCUCCAGCUCAGACCUUCGCCGCCGACAACCUGGCUCAUUUGCACGCUCGUCGUGCUGCUCAUCUCCAGCGUCUUUCUCGUGCUUCUGCUUCUCACCGCGUCGUCGCUCCGUCUGCUACUGCAGUGACCAAUGGUACUAAUCCGAAUCGUGUGCAGAACAACCAGAAUCUCCCGUCAGCCACAGCAGCUGCCCCACCGACGAUGAAGGAAGUCCUGGAGUAUCGGGCUCGAAACGAAGGCCCCGACAACAAGGCUUUCAACCGUACCGUCGAGAGGAAGCUUCGCGUUGAAGCUUGGCUCCAGACCGGGAAGGACAGCACUCGUCGCCGAGGCUGCUCCCCGUCUUCGUCAACGCCGGGCCCGAAACCGGUGAAGCGCGUCGUCAAGAAGCAGGAAGCGUCCUCUUCGCCAGCUGCUGGCCGCAUCAUGCGUUCGGGUCUGCGUUCGCAGUCCGCGGCUGUCAAGGAGAAAGAGGUGUCUCCUCCCCCAUUGUUGAUCGACUUUGAGGAGGGCUCCUCCACGAUCAAGGAACCGACGCCGGAGGUCGAUUCUGAAGGUCGCAUUCGCUCCUAA